AAAAAUUGAAUUUGUUAAUAGAAUUUUAAAGUAUUUGAUUGCGCACAAAUAUAAGUUGGUGGUUUAUUAACGCCGAAAAGUCUCAGUUCUUGUUUCCACUUGCACACAGAAACCGCAAGCGUCUGUCCAGAGGUACCAAGCACCGGCGACUACAAUCUGUCUACAACACAAUUCCAAUUCGAAUUCCAGUUCCAGUUUCCAAUAAAAAGUACUAGUUAAAAUGACGGAGCGUUUGUAUAGCUGGACUGGCUGCGAUGGUGGCGUGGGUGAAAAUCCAUCCGGUGGCUACUAUGCCGUGCAAUCGCAGUUCUAUGCCCCGGCUCUGCCGCCCACCGCUCUCUGUGCCGACUACAAUAAUAAUGCUGGAGGCGCCACCGGAUUGCGUUACUUUAAUGGACUGGCCGGGUAUGCGGCGCCACCUGGCCUGUUGCCGCACAAGUAUGGUGGCGGGGGGCCGCCAGCAAUGCCCACCCAGGUGGAGGUGUGCCAAUAUGCACAUGCGAAUGGCAGCACCUCCUGCUACAAUCGCAACCGCUACAUGCCCUACAAUCACAAUCGGGCAUGCGCAGCGGCAGCUGCUGAGGCCGCUGUCAGCAGCCAUCCCCUGAUGGGUCAUCAGCCACAUCAGGCGGCGUCUAUGUCGUUGGGUGGCUAUGCCAGCAAUUAUCAGGCAACGUUUGCGCCCAUCUAUCAGCAGACAUCACCUCCGCUGGCCAUGUCCACAUCCUCGCUGCCCCAAUCGGUUAGCAGCAGCGUCAGCUCAGUUGUGUCCAGUGUCAGUGUUGCAGGCAGCGUGACAUCAUCGGCGGCAGCUACUUGUGGUGCAGAUUAUGGUUACAGCAAUGGUCUGAUCAAUACCAUGGCACCUAGCUCGGGCGCCUCAGUGAUGUCCAGCAGCUCCACUGUGGAGACAACGGGCGGGUCGGCAUAUGCCAGUGUCACGGAUCCCAACGAUGCGGUCACACUGCAGAUUACCAAUCUGGAUUACUCGCUGGAUGAGGCCAGUUUGCGUAGUUUCCUCAUGAAUCAACUGAAGCCCAUCACGCCCGUCGUCUCCCUCAACUUUGAGGCCAGCUCGUAUGCCAAGGUGACUGUGCCCGAUCUCUAUUUUGCCAAGCAGGUGGUAUCCAAUCUGCAUCGCAAGAAGAUUGGCCACAAGCGCAUGCUGGUCAGUUAUACGCGAGACUCUUCGCUCACCGAGAUCAAUACGCUUCGAUGCCAGGUGGCCGGACUGUUGAAGGAUGUUCCGUAUUAUACACUGCCGAUGUAUAAAUUCCGUGAACUCUUCCAGUCACGCUUCAAAACGUCGAUCAGUGUCUUGGAUUUGUACAAGAUGCAGGACAUCUGCACCAUCAACUCGGACAACAACGAGGAUAAAUUCAUCAGUCUGCAGCCGGAGCUGGUCAACACGCUGGAGAGCUCACCGCUGAUGGAGGGACUGCAGCACAGUGUGCCCUAUUGCACGGUCCACUUCAAGCGGGAGCAGCACAAGGGCUGGGCCGAGCAGGAGAUCGAACCAUUGCCCAAUGUCUGUAUGACCAUAGCAGAGAUCCAGCAGCUGAUAUAUCCAUUGCUGAAACAUCAUCCGGGCGAUAUACCCGUUGCCACGCUGCUGCACUGCAUCGAGGGACAGCUGAAGGUGCAGAUUGCCGCCAAUGAAAGUGGCGUCAAUUUGGAACAUCUCGUUUGCUGUGUCCAAGGCAUACAGAUCCAGGUGAACAACUUUGGCAUCAAGAUUCUCGGUUGGCUGGAGCUAAACAAGGAUCUGCCCUCGGCCGGCACGAAUAUGACCAAUGGCAGUGUAAAUCUGAAUAGUGCUGAUCGCGGAGCUGGCUCCAGCAGCGGCUACUUUAAGAACAACUCGGUGACCGAUCCACUGUUUCAGAUCUCACGCGAGGUCAUCGAACUGGUGAAAAUGUCACCCAAGUCCACAAUGAAAUUCAAUCGUUUCAUUCCGGCCUAUCACAAUCACUUUGGCAAACAGUGUCGCGUUGCCGACUACGGCUACACCAAACUGAUUGAGCUCUUCGAGGCGCUCUCCUCGGUCGUCCAGAUUAUGGGCGAUGGCGAGAAUCGUCAGAUAACCCUCACACAUCGCACCCAAAUCCGACGUUUCACAUCGGAUCUGUUGCGAGUGCUUCGUGCCCAUGGCAACAAUUCCGUAUUGCUUUCCCAAUUGCCGGGCAUCUUUGCCCAGACGCAGAAUCGCAAUUUCGAUGUCACCGAUUAUGGUGUCUGUGAUAUUGUGGACAUAUUGGAUGGUCUGGCCAACAGUCAUAUUGUGGUGCUCAGCACGGUGCAGCAGGGCAAGGAUAUCCUCAUCUCGAUGCCCAAGCGUAAGCAGACGAACAGUGAGCUGGAGAAGAUCUGCGUCUUCGCUGGCGAAAUGGUUGAGCUCUUCCAGAAUGCCCUCCAGUACACGAUACUGUUUCAGAAGUUUGUGCGCUCCUAUCACUAUCAUUUCGCCUAUCAGUGCCGGCUCAGUGAUUAUGGGUUCCUUAAGCUGGCGGACCUAAUGGAUGCCAUCAAUGGCGUUGUCGAGCUGGAGCUGACCAGCGAUGAGGACAAGAAGAUAAUGCUCUCACCGAAGGUGGCCCGGCGUGUGUUCUCGCAGCAGUGCGGCGAACUCAUACGGAAUGCCACUGGCAACUCGACCAACUGCAUGAAGCUGGACCAGAUCCUCAAGCUGCACAAGAAAAAGUAUGGCUAUCAAAUGCAGCCGCAAACCUUGGGCGUAACGGAUAUUGAGAUCGCCAUUGAGCUGCUGCCCUAUGUGGAGGUGCUGCACAAGGAGCAGGCCACGUGGCUGAUCUGUCACAACGAUGAUGCUGAAUUCCGGAAGCUCUGCUAUCGUGCCUGCAAACAGCUGUUGCAACAUGAGGCACUGCAAGACUCUGCCACAUCGCUCAAACCCCUGGAGCCGUUAAGUCAGACGCAAUUCAUUUCUGAUUUCAAUACCAAGUACAAUCUGCAAUUAACUGAUUCCUCACUGCAUGCAAUGCGACAUGCCAUUGAGAUCUAUGUGGAGUCGGAUGUGAACUGUGUGCGCCUCACCGGCUUCAUGCGCUUCCUGGUCUCCAUUGUGCGUCUCUUGGAGCAACGUCCCAGCAUGUAUCUGCACGAGCUAAAGAGCGCCUUGGAUUGCGGCCUGACCUCCACCUUUGAGUUUGGUUUCCCUAAUUUGUAUUCAGUGAUUGUGGCCCAUGAGGAUCUCUUCAGCAUUAACAUGGGUACCACCCAGGAGCGCAGUGAUGUGGCCCUGAACGUCAAUUGUGAACUACGUCUCAGCUCGAUUGCCAGUCAUCGGCAUCUGUUUGGCUCCUUAAAGAUGCCCUAUGCGAAGCAAAAGGCUCAGCGCAGCUCCCGCACACCGCUCGGGGAGCACAAUCGUCCACCGUUGGCCCAGGCACCGCCGCCACACAAGACUCGGGCCAUUGCCAAUGAGUAUGCGGGCAGUGUGAGUGUGAACAACGUGGCCUACAAGCCCCAAGUGAAGGUCAACAGUUUUCAGGCGUAUCAGGAGCAGUUUGCUGCUGCAGCUGCUCCUGCCAAAUGCUCGCCGCCAAGUGCCAAUUGCUCGGUGAUGUCAAGCACAUUGCUGAACAGCUCCGCCACCGGCAAUGUGAGCUUGUGCAGCAGCUGCAGCAACAAGGAGAACUCGCUGAACAGCUCGCAGCCAUUCUUCAACACCAGCUGCAGCAGCAGCUCCUUUAAUACAUCCAGUGAUUUGAACAGCAGCCUCUGCGCUGCCGAUGUUGCUGCCUCCAGUACUGCCAUAACGUCGACUAUGCCCUAUGCACAGUCUGGCAAGUUGUGGUAUCGCCGCCAGGCUAGUUUCUAUCAGCAUCAGGCUCAGCAGCUGCAACAGCAACAGCAGCAGCAGCAGCAGCAACAGCAACGGCAGCAGCAACAACAAUAUCAGCAACAGUCGACAAUGUUGCAGCACUCGUUGGAUGCUGGUCGAGAUUUGUAUGAUUUGGUCAGCUGCAAUGUGGCACCCAUAAGUUCCAUCUUUGAGCCGCCCAAGCCUGAUACGCCGCCCUCGGAGAAACUGCCCUUCUGGAUCGACCCCAUAUGGAGCAAUCAGCCGCAGCAGCCCAAGCACAAUUUGCUCAACAUCCGACUGCCAGAGAUAAAGGCCCUGAAUGUGCUGCCGAUGCUGCUUUCGCCCUACACUAUAUCGAAGCAUGAGAAUAUGAAGCGACAGUUGUUCAACUUUGAUAAUCACGAUCGCAAAAUCGCCUAAGUAUCCAUAUGAAGCAAUCAAUAGAUAGCAAAAUCGCAUUAUGGCAUAUAAAAAAAGAAAGUAUUUUAAGCAUAUUUGUUGGAAGAGACUUGAAACAUUUGUAGGCUACUGGUGAGCCUUAAGAUUGUAACUAAUUGAUUUAUUAUCGAUAAGCUUAAGAAUUGCAUUUGUUAAAUUCCUUUGGUCUAUGCGCCUUUUGUAAAUGCCAAUCUAAACUAAUCAUACUAUAAGUUUCUCCUUUUUAUAAAUUGUCACAACCAACACACACUUUGUAUUCUAGUUGU
Drosophila grimshawi is the source of this 4530-nucleotide messenger RNA. It is a transcript of the gene Marf1, whose product is annotated as meiosis regulator and mRNA stability factor 1. Gene Ontology annotation, molecular function: nucleic acid binding; RNA polymerase II complex binding. Gene Ontology annotation, cellular component: RNA polymerase II, holoenzyme. Gene Ontology annotation, biological process: mRNA 3'-end processing. The transcript is spliced from 8 exons. NCBI's taxonomy places the organism in Eukaryota, Metazoa, Arthropoda, Insecta, Diptera, Drosophilidae. The record is from RefSeq and is a predicted model, not a curated record. The coding region runs from base 221 to 4246 and encodes 1341 amino acids.